AUGUGGACAAAUCAGAUGCAGGAAACAUUGAAUUCUAAGAAGAAGGGUGACGCUGCCUUCCGCCAUAAAGAUUUUAGAGCUGCAAUCGAAUGCUACACACAGGCCAUGGGCUUAAAAAGAGUUGAUAUGAAGAAUUCAUGUGUUUUUGAAAAGGGUGCGGGGAGGUCUGGUGUGUGGGUUGGUUUGCAGUUCAUUGAUGUUGGAACAAUGGUAUCCCCGACAGUUUUUGCUCGACGUAGUCUGUCAUAUCUCAUGAAUGAUAUGCCCCAGGAAGCCCUCAAUGACUCGGUGCAGGCACAAGUUAUAUCCCCUGUUUGGCAUAUUGCAUCCUAUUUACAAGCUGCAGCUCUUUUUGCUUUGGGAAGAGAGAAUGAGGCCCAAAUUGCACUCAAAGAGGGUUCAGUGCUUGAAGAAAAGAGGAAUAAGACUUCCUGA
Ilex paraguariensis (yerba mate) is the source of this 435-nucleotide messenger RNA. The record is from the annotation of a GenBank genome assembly. NCBI's taxonomy places the organism in Eukaryota, Viridiplantae, Streptophyta, Magnoliopsida, Aquifoliales, Aquifoliaceae.